AGGGCUGGGAGCUGAGCCCCACCAAGAUGGAGUGUCCCAUUGUAUGGGAAGCACAUGCAGCCUGCUCCUUCCCUCCUGGCUCUGAGUUCUCUCUGCCUCUGCCAAACUCUGAGCUUUUUUUAUUUAAUAUGUCUGGAGGUUUGUGUUGUGUUGGGUGUUUUUUUUUUGUGUGUGUGUGUGCUCUGGCCUCCAACUGCCAGUUUCCAUGGCCACGAGCACUUCCCCGGUUUGGGGUUUUGCUGUUUGUGGACCGAGCCCUGCCUCUCACUCACUUAAAGGCGCUGCUGUUCCCUGCUUCCUGCAGGCACAGGGAGAGCUGCUGCAGAGACGGGGAGGGAUGGGUGCAGGGUUCUGCUUCCCCAUCACACGCAGCAUCGUUUCUGUUUCUUCUCCACCGUAGGGAAGAGCGGUGAAAGAGCCUCGUACUCCACUUUUGGAAGAGACGCCGGGAUGCCAGGACUGAGCCAGACUGGUUUCCUGCCCAGCGAAAUGGGAAUCGCCAGUCCGAGCACGCUUUCCCCCACCGGAGUGAAGGGGGGGUCUCAGUAUUUUUCUUACCCCAACAAUCCUCGCAGGAGAGGUGCUGAGAGCAGCAUAGCAGAUGGACAUCCCAAAAAGGUUCGGAAGGUGCCUCCUGGACUCCCCUCCUCGGUGAGUGGUUGGGGCCCCCCAUCCCUGCACCCCACCCCCAGCACUGCCAACCCCCAGCUCCAGCAAAGCAUCAGCGUACAGAAAAGGGAAGGGCUUCCCCCACCCCUCCCCACAUGGGAGGUUGAGGGAAACACUGCAAGCUGGGGGGGCAAACACAGACAGAGGGGUCUUGCCCUCAACCCCCCACCCCAUCACUUUGAGGUUACAUCACAGUGCCCCAUUGCAGUGGGAUAUUCAGCACGGUCAGAUUUCAGUGCAGGAGGAAAGCAAAGCAGCCGUGAGGCACGCGGGCAGCUGGGGCUGCUCCAGGUGUGUGCACUGCCUGUGCUGCUUUAUAGGAAAGCCGAGCAGGCUGCAGGAAUCUGUUAGCCAUGCUCCUAUGGCUGCUGGAGGGGAAUAAAGUGAACAAUGGCUUUGUGGUGGCUCGGAGUAAUGGGAUCUGCAGGAAAGGAGGCUGGGGAGGAGGAGGUGCAGAGCAUGGGAGCUGCCUGGCCGUGCAGCCUUCCCAAAAGACCUCAGGGAUGUGGCACAGCACCCUGUGUUGCUGGGGGGGACCCUAUAACUGCGGGACCCCAGCUGUAAGAAAAGAGACUCUGCUUUCACAGGGAAAACCUUGCUGCAGAAAAUCGUGGUGCGUGUGAAAUUCAGAGCUCCCAAACCCCGGCUGCCAUGUGGGGAAAGCGUUGCUCUGACAAAUGGCCCUUUGUUGGCCUCAGAUUUCAAAGGUGCUGGGGAGCUCCCUGUCACUCUGGUGCAGCUCAGAGGGCCCCGAUGCCCCCAGGAGCCGCUCGGUGUUUGCUGGCCCCAUGCACGUGUCAGCACCAACACCUGCACCCCAGCUAUUCCAGCACCCCAUAAGCAGUGGGGUUCUGCAGCAGAACACAGCAGCCCCGUGCUGGCAGAGCGGCACAGCUCAGUGCCGUGCGUGCUUUGCAUCCACCUUUACACGCCCCCAACUUUUAAUGGGUUCCCCCCACCCCCCUUCUUCCCAGCAGUGACCUCUGCUUUGCGUUCUGCUGUUGAACUUCCACGCUGGGGGGAGAGAAAUCCACACCUAAGUGGUAUGGGGAGGAGGGGAGGGAGGUGGGGUGGGACAAACGGCAGCAGAUCAAAGGCUCUUUGCGGCCCCGCUCCGUGUUAUCGCUGGAGCCCAUGCAAAACAAACAGGUUCCAAAGCCUCUCCUUCAAAAUAAAGUGCUUGGAUGUGCAGUUCCGAAGCUGCUUUGGAUACGUGGAGGUGGGCACACGGUGCUCGUGGUCGUGGCGCAGCUUGAGGACCUCGAUGGGGUAGGAUGGAGUGAGGUGAUGCGGUUCUGGGUGAGGUGGGACGCUGGGAACGGGGCUGGGCUGCAUCCCAGUGUGGGGUCGGUGGCUCGGUGCUCAUCCUCUGUGGGUUCAGCUCUCUGUUUGCUCUCAGUCUGCUGCGGUCCCACCCGGCUUGGUGCAUUUAAACCAAAAAAACAGCGGAGAAAAAAGGGGA
Messenger RNA from Meleagris gallopavo (turkey), 2131 nucleotides. Lineage: Eukaryota; Metazoa; Chordata; Aves; Galliformes; Phasianidae. The record is from RefSeq and is a predicted model, not a curated record.